Molecule: messenger RNA, 909 nt
Organism: Prunus armeniaca (apricot)
Lineage: Eukaryota; Viridiplantae; Streptophyta; Magnoliopsida; Rosales; Rosaceae
Source: the annotation of a GenBank genome assembly
AUGUUUGGUGCUCAGCUGCUUGACAAAGGGUUAAUUUGGAGGCUCGGGAAAGGCGAUAAGGUUAAGUUUUGGAGAGAUAAAUGGAUCAGUGAUGUGCCUCUUAUGCAGAUAGUAGAUCUUGCUCCUGAUCUCAAUUUGAAUUCUCUUGUUUCUGAUUUUUUUGUGAAUGAUUGGUGGGAUGUUGAGAAAUUGAGGAGUGUUCUUCCUGAGGAAUGGGUCCAAAAAGUUACUGGUUGUUCAGCUGAUUUUCAGGGCUUAUUGGAGGAUUGUCAUAUCUGGAAACCUACUUCUAAUGGGUUAUUCUCUGUCAAGUCCGCUUACAGCUUGCUUUUUCAAGGGGAGAAAAUUCUCUCCAAUGAACAGCGAGUUCAAAAACAUCUUACUGGGAAUUGUGCUUGCGAUUACUGUAAGUGGCCUAUUGAAUCUACUUUGCAUAACUUAAGAGAUUGUUCUAGAGUUAGAAAGACCAUUAUUGGUACUAAUAGUGGAGCUAAUAAGGUGCAAGUGUUGUUGGCUUGGGUCCCUCCUGAAGUUGGUGUUGUCAAGUUAAAUAUAGAUGGGUCUCGCAGGGGUGUUACUGGUGCCAUUGGUGCUAGAAAGGUCCUAAAAGAUCAUUUGGGUCAAUGGAUUGGUGGUUUUGUUGUCAAUUUAGGCCGGGGAGAAGUGAUUGAAGCUGAGUUGUGGGGUAUGUUUUUUGGGUUGAAUUUGGCUGUUAAGAAAAAAGUAGAUGAUAUUGUUAUUGAGAUGGAUUUUGAUACUGCUGUGCUUCUUAUUCAGAGAAAGGUUUCAAAUGCUUGUCAUCCUAAUGCUGGGUUGGUCAGCAGCUGUAAAAGGCUUAUGAAUCUGUUUCGAAGGAUCAAGCUUCAACAUAUAUAUAGAGAGAGAGGAAUGAUGCAGCUAAUGGGUUAG